GUCCCCGGGAAGAAACACCAAGAGAGAAGACUAGGAACCGGAGAGAAAAGUUAAUACCCACCAUAGAGCUGCGACUUCGAGAGAGAUGGAUGAAGAACAUGGUAAUAGCAUCGGUAGUAGCAGUAGUAAUUUGGAGACUGCGAAGGCGGAGAGAUCAGUUUGGCUGAUGAAGUGCCCGGUUGCGGUGGCCAAGUCCUGGAAGAGUCAUCCCCAAUCUGAUCCUCACCCUCUCGCCAAGGUCGUCCUCUCCCUCGAUCCUCUUCACCCCGACGGCUCUUCUUCCCUCCAGUUCACAAUGGAGAUGGCAAACACUGAGGCUGGGAGUGUUCCAAAAAGUUAUUCUUUGAAUAUGUUUAAGGAUUUUGUUCCUAUGUCUGUCUUUUCGGAGACAAAUCAAGGUAAGGUCGCGAUGGAGGGAAAGGUUGAGCAUAAGUUUGACAUGAAGCCCCAUGGUGAAAACAUUGAAGAGUAUGGAAAAUUGUGCCGUGAAAGGACAAGCAAGUCCAUGAUAAAGAGUAGACAAAUACAGGUUAUUGACAAUGAUCGUGGAAUACAUAUGAGGCCCAUGCCUGGAAUGGUUGGCUUGAUUUCAUCCACUUCCAAGGAUAAGAAGAAAACUGUACCAGUUAAGCAAUCGGAUGUGAAAAGAACUAGAAGGGAUCGUGGGGAACUGGAGGAUAUAAUGUUCAAACUAUUUGAAAGACAACCAAAUUGGGCCUUAAAGCAGCUUGUCCAAGAGACUGAUCAACCUGCCCAAUUCUUGAAGGAGAUACUCAACGAGCUGUGUGUGUACAAUAAAAGGGGAACUAACCAAGGAACCUACGAGCUUAAGCCAGAAUACAAGAAAGUUGUUGAAGAUACAACUGCUGAAUAAUAGAGCACUUCUCGGGCUGUUAGCGAACCUUUUUUCUAUUUAAGCAGGAAAGGAGUAGACUCACAAAGUUCAAAUAAAUUCACAAGUUAUGCAGGGUUGCUGCACAAGACGCCACCGAGAGGCGAGAAGGUAUCAAGCAAAGACAACAUGGAGCAACCUAUUUGUUCCUCUUUGAUAUUUCGUUCUCUGAAAUUCGCAGAUGCAGUUUGUACAGAGUCUUAGUUUUAACUCGGGCCAAGAGUUAUACAAAAAUAUUUUGUUCCGCAAACUUAAUUCCUCAAUGACCCAUUAUCUUGCAUGUAGUAUCAACGCUUACUGGUUGGACUUUUAGAGUUCCACCAACUACAAGGCAGUCGAAUUUUGUGCUCUAA
Messenger RNA from Carya illinoinensis, 1245 nucleotides. RefSeq names its product transcription initiation factor IIF subunit beta-like. The coding region runs from base 86 to 874 and encodes 262 amino acids. The record is from RefSeq and is a predicted model, not a curated record. Gene Ontology annotation, cellular component: transcription factor TFIIF complex. Gene Ontology annotation, biological process: transcription by RNA polymerase II; transcription initiation at RNA polymerase II promoter. Lineage: Eukaryota; Viridiplantae; Streptophyta; Magnoliopsida; Fagales; Juglandaceae. The transcript has 6 exons.